Molecule: messenger RNA, 774 nt
Organism: Trametes versicolor FP-101664 SS1
Lineage: Eukaryota; Fungi; Basidiomycota; Agaricomycetes; Polyporales; Polyporaceae
Exons: 4
Coding region: 90-707 (205 amino acids)
Biological process (GO): tail-anchored membrane protein insertion into ER membrane
Cellular component (GO): GET complex
Source: RefSeq, a predicted model, not a curated record
CGCGGUCUGUCUAGCGGUCACACUAGCACUCUACGUGCCCUAAUACCUCGUCUCUAUCUGUGUCCUGGGAUACACAGUCGCGCUCCAAAAUGACGCUAAUGGCAACACUCUUCGUGCUGGUCUUCGUGACCGAACUAAUCUCGUGGAUAGGAAAGAGCGUCCUCCUAGAAUUCGUGUUCGCGUUGUACCUCCGCAUAUUCUACAGCUCGACCGCAGCGCGCCAGCGCAAGCUGAAGUCCGAGAUCCUGCUGAACAAGAAGGAGCUGCUCCAAACGAGCGCGCAAGACCAGUUCGCAAAGUGGGCCAAGCUGAGGCGGAGUGUCGAUAGGGGGUUGGCGGAUCUCGAGAAGCUCAAUGGCGAGCUGGCGUCGGCGCGGACGUCCUUCUCGCUCAAGUUCAACUCCGCGAUGUGGGUGAUGACCACUGGACUGCAGUUUGUGAUCGGGUGGUGGUACCGCAAGGCCGCGGUGUUCUACCUGCCUCCGGGCUGGUUUGGGCCGCUCACCUGGGUGCUCGCGUUCCCGUUCGCGCCUGCGGGCUCCGUGAGCUGCGGCAUGUGGCAGAUGGCAUGCCGGCGGGUAAUAAAGGUGGGAGAACGCGUGGCGAAGGAGGUGCUAGCGCCGCAAGCGUCUUCAGGAUCAACGGCACCCGUUCCGUCGGGAGAGCAGGUAAAGGAGAAGACGGAGGCGCGCGCGAAGGGAGAGUGAGGGUUCCGGGUAUUCUGGGCUCCCAUGUACGACGUUGUGUGUACACCUUAUCGAACUUGCAUAUCUC